UAGUGACCAUCAAGCGUUUCGCGGGGUACGGCUCGAACAUGUCGUUGUGCUCUCACUUCAAAGUCCUUUACGAUAGCGGCAACAAGCGUCUUCCAUCGCCAGAGCAAUAUCUCGAUCCCGCGCUGAUGGUGCUGAAAGAACGUCCGGUUCUUCCGCCAGAGCAUGUUUUCCGGCUUCUGCCACCCGGUGAGGGGUCGUCCAGCUUGGCUCAAGAAACUCCAGGUACGGCAGUGGGGCGCGGGAGUCCGAUUCAAGACGCUGGGGGUCGGGUCAAGGGACGUAGCGUUCACAUGCAGGUCGGCCCGGAUGCUCCUGGGAACACGUCGGACUUGCAUUCUCAGGGUACAGGGACUCAACGGGUCGGUACUCCGAAAAUUAUCAAGGUCAGCUGCGGCGGCGACACAUAUUCGCUUCGAGAUGAGACGAUAAGAGAUUCAAGCAGAUCGGGGCUAGAUGUCGGAGGAAAUGAGGCUGAAGGGAUGGGCGCUGCCCGCGAAAGCUCUGGCGGGGAGCAGACUCCUUCGGAGAAGAAGAGCGAGCGACAGAGGAUGGUGCGAGAGGAGGUGGCGGAAGGAACCCUCCGCAUGAAGAGGAUGAGAGGAAAACCGGAGGCGGUGAUGGGCGGGGAUGGAGGUGACGACGGAGAACGUGCCUCGGGAAAGAGGCCGACGAAGGAAGACGGUGGGACAGCAAGUAAGAAAGCGAGGAGGCCCGACGGUUUGACCAUCCGCGAAGGACAAGCCGUGGGUGGAGGAGAUUCGGCUGAUCCAGGCGCUGCGGCCGCGAGAGAACCUUCGGGGAAAUCGAAACGGAAAUCGGUGACGCGUAGGCCGGAGAUAGCUAAUAGGGUUCACAAAGAUGACUUCAAGCCGGAGGACAAGGACAAGUACUACUAUUACCCUGUUAACGGACAACACACCGUGGUUGCUGUGAAGGAGUUGGAGUGUGAGCCCAUAUUCGAUUUGUGGAAGAUGCACUCUUGGCCGGCGAGAGUAGUGUGGUUCUCCGACCGAGAUUUCGCGGGGUAUAGGCAGGUUAGUCUCAACGAGAACACGAGACACAAGAUGUCUAAGCAGCGAUCGCAGAAGGCCGCGUUCUUGGACAUGUGGGAGGCAUGGGAGAAAGAAGGAAGGCCGAUGACCAUUCAAGGGAACCCUUCCGGGAAGGAGGCCGAAAAACAAAAGUUUUUCGAAUUCCAGAAGCUGCUUUUAGGAAAGAGUCCGAACGAAGCUCACGGGACGUUGGCAAAAAAAGAUUUGUCGCUCGCCGACAAGGACUAUGUCGCUGCCGUUGGCAAUGCAUUGAGGCAGUGGAUGCCGGUCGUGACGGCCGGUGAUGACGUUUUUCGCAAAGCCAUGGAGUUCUACGCGAAAUGGGCGGAGGGGAAGUUGUUGGGCGGCGACGACAAAACGCCAUUGUCGAGGCCGGGUAAAUACAUGCCUGACAAAUCUCCGGGUCUGCAAGCAAUUCCUGAAAUUGGCACGAAAGGGGCGGCUGGUGAAACGAAGAUGGGGUGGCUAGUCCGGGUCCCGCUGCCUCCGACCAAAAAGAAAAUGCAAGCGGACGACAAGUUUUUCGUGGUCGUGAAGGAGCCAGACAUGUUCUGUUGGCAGUCUCUCGCCGACAUGACCGAUGUCGAGAAACUAUCGAUCCUCGACGACAUUCUCGCACUAAGGGGAGUGUUCGUGCAAUCCGCGGGCGGCCAUCUGAAGCGUCAGCAUAAACCUGGAAUUAAAGAAAUAGUCGCAAUGACGAAAGUGGACCGUGUGAUGCUCCGUAUGUUCCACUACAUCUUGUUCCUUGAAACGGAGGAGAACGAACGUGUUUGGCGCCACGGGAGCCCAUUUUUUCGGACCGAGGGGAAGCUUUUGGAGGAGUUUGGGCCACAGGGCCUCACGAAACAGGCUGUGGCGUGUUUCGACGUGGCGGAAGAUGAAAGGUUCUCUCGUAGCAUGUGGGAGGACGGCGGCGUGACAAGUUCUCAAGGACCUGCUUACGGGGAGAUGGAGCGGAACCCGUCCCGUCUACUUGGUCUACUCGAAAACUUUUGCAAAGCUGGGCAAACUGUUUUUUUCUUUAGGAAGGCGCAUGGGUCUGUCGUGUGGGGACUCCUCCGCACCGGUCGGAACGUCGUCGCUUUGGAGAAGGAGGCGAGGAUGAUCGACUACCUUCACGAGUUCGUGAAGACACGUGUUGCAGACACUCGCAAUGCUUGCGAGUUUGUCCGCACCACCGGCGAACGAAACUGGGAUUCCAAACGUGACAUGUAUUGGAAAUUGCCGGGGAACAAAAGGACGGACGUUUGGGACUUCCUUUUCGGAUCCGGACCGCCUGGUCCGACCGACCUCGAAUACAGCCGACGGAGAAACCUGGUGUUCGUUGUGCUCAAUGGGUACCACGGUGCACCCAGGGAGUCUGUCUUGCACUUCCUGAGAAGGCUGGAGCACGUUUACUUCAUGCUGGCCGAACCGCUCACUCUCGAAAACUACAAGUCACAGUUUGACGAGGAGGACACUUUCGACACUGAAGACAUGGAGGAGCUGAGCGACUCCGAAACCUUCGAUUUCGAGUCCAUGCCACUUCCUCGGGUGGUUGGACAGGUUGGUGGUGAAGAGGAAGGUGGCCCUUGGAGAUAUAGCACAUCCCCUUCCGGUUUAAAGCGUGUGUUUCGGGGCAAACCAGUCGAUGACCAAUCGUCUGAUGACGGGGAGGAAGAGAGAGACUAUGAUCACGAACCUUAUGACAGGCUCCCUGUGGACCAUGACACCUGGCAGAAUGACAGACUCUACUUCUUCGGCAAGCAUCACCGGUUCACGUCGGAGGAUGUCUGGGGACACAACGUCGUCUGGCACCCGAGGAUAUUCCAACCUGCUAUGAGGAAUGGAAUAUGGGUCAUGGCAACAAAGGAGGCCGAUGGCAAGUGGAGUGGACUGAAGAGACUGGGAGCGGGUGCAUUUAAGAGAAAGGCAAGAACUGCUCUGGUGGAGCGUUUGAGUCUCACGAACCCCGAGAGGAACGAUCCGGACGUCAAUGCGUAUGCGCAACAAAAGCUACAUGAGUUGUACACCAACAACAUGUUGGAGUUUCGAGCGCCUUUCUACACACUCGAAACGGCACCCUCUCGUGGCAUUGACUGGCGCAUGCCGCAAGCUCCGCCGGCCGGUCAGCAUCCGGGAGGGGGUGGUGGAGGAGACGAAGGAGACGACAGAGGUGGCGGAGGAGACGGCUCACAGUUUGCCGGAAAGGAGACGGGCGAGACAUCGUCGGUAGAGAAGGCGUCCGGUGGAAAGGGAUCGGGCGAAAAGGGGUCGGGCGAGAAGGGGUCGGGCGGGAAGGGGUCGGGCGGAAAGGGGCCGGGCGGAAAACGUAGAACGUCCGGGAGUCCCCAGUAUAUGGAAACUGACCCCCACUGCGUAGGGAGUCGAGAUUCCGAGAUGCGAGACGAGGUCACCCUGACGUCUGAUCAAGUGCGAGUAGAUUCGCACUUGUCUGCGAGGAGUUUGUUUCCCGUUGCCCAGGAGAGUCCAUCCCGCCGUGCGCAGCAGAGGUCUCCUGUGCUCAACACCUUGCUCCUGAAAGAGGGCGCGUCUUCGUUUUGCCUGGAGGGCGGGAUGCCUGCAUUGCGAAGGAGCGAAGACUGGCGGUUUUGCGACGUGCUGGAGGGGCCCGCUCCAGGAGUGUUGGAGACCGGGGGUAGCGAGAACGAACGUCACAGUCCUGGGGAAGACGAGCGCUCUCCGGGAAUGCGUGUUGUACAUCGGGAAGAGGAGGCUCAACGCUGGCAUUCUCGCAAAGUGUUGGAGACCGGGGGUAGCGAGUGUGAACGUCAUGCUUCGGAGGGUGCGUCCAUGGACACUGACAGCGAGAGUGCAGGAGCUCCGGGGGAAACGCAUGCUGCACAGCGGGGAGAGGACACUCGACACAGGCCGGCUCGUGAAGACGUGAAGUGGCUCCACGCACGAGCGCCCGUGAUCGGGACGUUCGAAGAGGUUCUGCACAGUCGCUUGGUUGUGGCCACGACGCGAGAAGGUGUCGUUAAGGGAGGUCAGUGGACGUCCGUGCAAGCUUCCGUUCUUGGCGACGAUGAAGACGAAGAAGAACCCGCGGUGGAAGCUCGGGUUCAUGACGAUGAGAAAGGCGGAGAACCCGUGAAGGAAGGCGGUGAGGUGACUGUGGACAUCCGGACGGAUCCACAGCGGAAAGAUGUUGAUUCUUCGCCCACCCAUUGCGGUGAAGAACAGGGUGGUCGAGCGUCUGUCGUGAGCACCGCUCGGGGAAUGGUGCUUCAUGAAGCCAUAAAGUUGGGUGACGACUCGGCAGCCACCGAGCUGGUUAGCGACUCAGGCGUGGCCGAGAUGCAGAACAUCCGGACGAAUCCACAGUGGAAAGAUGGUGAUUCUUCGCCCACCCAUUGCGGUGAAGAACAAGGUGGUCGAGCGUCUGUCGUGACCACCGCUCGGGGAAUGGUGCUUCAUGAAGCCAUAGAGUUGGGUGACGACUCGGCAGUUACCGAGCUGGUUAGCGACUCAGGCGUGGCCGAGAUGCAGAACGUCGAAUCCUCCGUGGAAGGCGGUGAGGUGGCCAUCAGCAUCAAGAUGGAUCCAGAGCGGAAAUAUCAUGAUUCUCCGUCCACCCAUUGCGGUGCCGAACAGGGUGAUCGAGCAUCUGUCCUCAGUACCGGUCGGGAAAUGGUGCUUCAUGAAGCCAUCGACUUGCCAAGCGACUCAGCUGCCACCGAGCUGGUUAGCGACACAGCCGUGGCCGAGGUCCAGAACCUCGAAUCAUCCGUGGACGUUGGCGCAGUGGCGCGAUAGGAGGGAGAGUUCCCUCAAAGGGCUCCCGAGCGCGGUGUGAGGUUGUUAAUGUCCCUGCCCAUGAAGCCCUUAAAAGCCG
Messenger RNA from Chara braunii, 4893 nucleotides. The record is from the annotation of a GenBank genome assembly. NCBI's taxonomy places the organism in Eukaryota, Viridiplantae, Streptophyta, Charophyceae, Charales, Characeae.